AUGCACGGCAAGAUAAUCUUCUACGAGGACAAGAACUUCCAGGGUCGCUCCUAUGAGACCAGCAGUGAUUGCGCUGACAUGGCCUCCCACCUGAGCAGGUGCCACUCCUGCAGGGUGGAGAGCGGCUGCUUUAUGGUGUACGACCGCCCCAACUACAUGGGUCAGCAGUACUUCCUGAGGAGAGGGGAUUACUCUGACUACCAGCGUAUGAUGGGUUUUGGUGACUGCAUCAGGUCCUGUCGUAUGAUCCCUAUGCACAAGGGGUCCUAUAGAGUUAGGCUCUAUGAGAUGGAGAACUUCGGGGGUCAGAUGUACGAACUGAUGGACGACUGCGACAACAUCCAGGACCGUUACCACAUGUCCGACUGCCAGUCCUGCAACGUGAUGGACGGUCACUGGCUGAUGUACGAGCAGCCCCACUACAGAGGCAGGAUGAUGUACCUGAGGCCCGGAGAGUACAGGAGCUUCAGAGACAUGGGAUACGAUGGAAUGAGAUUCAGCUCCAUCAGGCGCAUCACCGACUCCUGUUAA
Plectropomus leopardus (leopard coralgrouper) is the source of this 531-nucleotide messenger RNA. Its product is annotated as gamma-crystallin M3-like. Gene Ontology annotation, molecular function: structural constituent of eye lens. The record is from RefSeq and is a predicted model, not a curated record. Lineage: Eukaryota; Metazoa; Chordata; Actinopteri; Perciformes; Serranidae. Gene Ontology annotation, biological process: visual perception; lens development in camera-type eye.